Molecule: messenger RNA, 1624 nt
Organism: Coregonus clupeaformis (lake whitefish)
Lineage: Eukaryota; Metazoa; Chordata; Actinopteri; Salmoniformes; Salmonidae
Product: yjeF N-terminal domain-containing 3
Exons: 6
Coding region: 300-1037 (245 amino acids)
Cellular component (GO): mitochondrion
Molecular function (GO): NAD(P)HX epimerase activity
Source: RefSeq, a predicted model, not a curated record
CACUUUCUGGCUGACUGAGCUGCUACAACUCACCGCAGACUGGACCAAUCAGCUGGCUACUCCCGUGUCUCCCUGCCUCUUAAUUGGCUGCCUCUCCUAGAGAAGGGCUACUGAUACAAACAGCCAGCCGGUUUUAUCACAGAGAGAGAGAACAGGAGCCAGAGAGAGAGAGGCAAGGUUCUGAGUGGGAGAUAGCAGGCAGUGAGAGAGAGAGAGAACAAGAGAGUGUAGUCUGUAAAGCAGUGCAGCUCAUUCUCCCCUUCUUCUUCUUCUGUGCUGAAUCCUCCCAGGCUGACAAAAUGAACCACAGCUUGACUGAACCGGCGGAGACCAUCGAGCCCCUGCGCUAUCUCAGUAAAGUGGAGACAGCAGCCAUUGAGACAGAGCUGCUGAGGGACUACAGGUUUGGCCAACAGCAGCUCAUAGAGAUCUGGGGGCACGCCUGUGCCAUUGCCAUCACCAAGGCCUUUCCUCUGACCUCCCUGGCUAAGAAGCAGCCGACAGUGUUGGUGGUCUGUGGUCCUGACCAGAAUGGCUCCAUCGGCCUGGUGUGUGCCCGCCACCUGCGCAUAUUUGAGUACGAGCCCACCAUCUACUAUCCCAAACGCACUCCUAACACCAUUCAUCAGGACUUCACAGUUCAGUGUGAGAAGAUGGACAUCCCAUUCCUCUCCUAUCUCCCAACAGAGGUGCAGCUGAUCAACGAUGCCUAUAACCUGGUGAUCGAUGCCAUCCUCGGGCCAGAGACUGACCACACAGACGUGAAGGAGCCCUAUGCUGGCAUCCUAGUCACCCUCAAGCAGGUCAAGAUCCCCAUCGCCAGUGUGGACAUGCCCUCAGGUUGGGAUGUGGACCAGGUGACCUCAGAUGGGAUCAAUCCUGACGUCCUCAUCUCGCUCACGGCACCAAAGAAGUGCGCCACCAGUUUCUCGGGGAAGCACUUCUUAGCAGGACGCUUCCUGCCUUAUGACAUCCAGAAGAAAUACGAUCUGAACCUGCCAGAAUACCCAGGCACAGACUGUCUUAUAGAACUGUAACAUCUACAGUACACCCUCCUGUCCUAAUUUUGGAUAAAUAUGGAUAAUAUAUUUACAUGUUUUGUAUUUUAUAGAUUGUUACUGUGCUUUAUUGUUCAUGUGCCAUCUCUCCAAUUGGUGUAUACUAAAGGAGGUUGCGCCUUAGCCAGAAUCCACUCAAGUACAAUAGAAAGAUGAAUCUGUGGUUGGUCUGAGUUGUAUGUCUGUUUUGGAAAUGGUUUGAGGAGUUUCCAUGUGAGUUUCCAUGUGAGUUUCCAUGUGAGUUGUGACAUUCUCCUUUUUGUGAUUUCUUCUUAGCAAAGUUCCAAGAUGUUCUUUCUCCCUCAGUAAAAACUGAUGAAUGCAACAGGUAUUAUGUACCCUAGACUUAACUGCUAUUUUUGUUAUGUAUUGUUAUGUUUUGAGUUUUUUUUUCUUAUUGAAGAAUGCUUGGUUUUUUGGUUAUAGAACUGUACCUUCCAUCAGCUGUUGUUUUUAUUUUUUAUUUUAUUCAGUCUACACUACUGCAUUUCCUUAGUCCAAGUAACACCUGUUCAUUGAUUGGCAGUUGUAGAGUUAACUCUUUGUCCAAUAAAAUAUAUAAUUUA